UUGAAUCAGGCAACAGAACCAUCAGCAGGCAGCAUGCCCAUCCGAGAGGAGCUGAGGAGUCGCAGGUUCUGGCGUUCAGUCUUAGCAGAGCUGCUCGGUUCACUGAUCUUGGUUUCAGUUAUCCUGGGAGCCUCUGCCCCUGGGCAGGAAGGUGGAGCUUCGGACCUGAUGCAGGUGGCUGUGGCUGCUGGCUUUUCGGCACUCAGCCUGAUCCACUGCUUUGGAGAAAUCAGUGGGGCGCAGAUGAACCCAGCUGUCACCCUCGCUUUCCUGUGCACCAGGAAGCUGGACUUCCUCCAGUUUGUGUUCUACCUUCUGGCGCAGUGCCUCGGCGCAGUGAUUGGAUCAGGGAUCAUCUACAUGUCACUCCCGGCCAAGUCAACAUCAAGACUUUUAGUCAACAUGAUCAACAAAGAUGGAAAUGCAGGCCAAGCACUGGUGAUGGAGAUUUUUGCCACAUUCCAGCUGGUUUUCACAAUAUUUGCUGUGGAUGAUCAUCGACGCAGGGAAGUGGGAGAGCCUGGAAAUUUGGCAAUAGCCUUCAGCCUGACGACUGGAAUCCUGGCAUCGGGAAAGUUCUCAGGAGGCAGCCUGAAUCCUGCGAGAUCACUUGGACCAGCAGUAAUCACUGGAAUCUGGGAGCAUCACUGGGUGUACUGGAUUGGCCCCAUUCUUGGUGCUGUUCUCGGUGGUAUUUCUUACGAGUUCUGUUUUGCCUCCAGUGCCUCCCAAGAGAAGCUCAUUGCCUGUAUCACCUGCAAAGAUAUUGAGAUUGUGGAAACGGCCAGUGUGUCACGUUCAUCAUUGCUGACGGUCACCCAGUCCGCAAUGCGAGUGAAACCAACUGCAAAAGUGCAGGACCACAGUUAA
This is a messenger RNA of Mobula hypostoma (lesser devil ray), 870 nucleotides long. Its product is annotated as aquaporin-4. The record is from RefSeq and is a predicted model, not a curated record. Gene Ontology annotation, molecular function: water channel activity. Gene Ontology annotation, biological process: water transport; transmembrane transport. The transcript has 5 exons. Lineage: Eukaryota; Metazoa; Chordata; Chondrichthyes; Myliobatiformes; Myliobatidae. Gene Ontology annotation, cellular component: plasma membrane. Bases 34 to 870 code for a protein of 278 amino acids.